UUCAUGUGACGUUUGAGCCCGCAUAGCAUAAAGAAAGAAGAUCAGGAAAGAUCAAGCCUGUUUUUGCAGCGAAGCUAAACCAUGGCUUCCCACGCAGGGGAAAGGAGUGGUGGCAAUGAUCUUGAAGGAGGAGAUCACUCACACAGUAUUGUACAUUCAUUUCGCCUGGUUGCAUUGCUUCAAGGUUUACUCCGAUCUAAUUUUAGGUUUUUGGAUGAGUUGGAUGGAUUUCUAGAGGGUUCGGAGCCGGAAUAUUACAGAAGGCAAAAUGAUCAGCAAGCUGCACCAGUGACGGCGAUACUUCCAUCAGCAGUAAGAUAUGGAAGCCAGAAAACAGCAUCAAGUACUUGUGUUAAGGACUGUGCCAUCUGCUUGGAAGAUUUCGAGAAUGGACAGUGGUGUCAUGUUCUUCCAGUUUGCAACCACAUGUUCCAUUUAAACUGUAUUCAACGUUGGUUGAUGGAGAGCCGGACUUGUCCUAUGUGUCGGAGUUCCAUCGAUCGUGUUUUUGGAUGCAAGAAAUUGGUGCAUGCUACAUCUGAAACUCACUCAUCUGCUGUCCUGCAAUAAGUGUCGAGAUUUUUUUUGUUAAAACGCGUCAUGUAUUGUCAAUAUUUUAGGAAAUAAUUAAAAGACACUAAU
Messenger RNA from Carya illinoinensis, 642 nucleotides. Its product is annotated as RING-H2 finger protein ATL79-like. The coding region runs from base 82 to 570 and encodes 162 amino acids. Lineage: Eukaryota; Viridiplantae; Streptophyta; Magnoliopsida; Fagales; Juglandaceae. The record is from RefSeq and is a predicted model, not a curated record. The transcript is spliced from 2 exons.